This is a messenger RNA of Talpa occidentalis (Iberian mole), 2805 nucleotides long. It is a transcript of the gene TRIM52, whose product is annotated as tripartite motif containing 52. Gene Ontology annotation, cellular component: nuclear body. The transcript is spliced from 2 exons. Gene Ontology annotation, molecular function: zinc ion binding. Lineage: Eukaryota; Metazoa; Chordata; Mammalia; Eulipotyphla; Talpidae. Bases 663 to 1499 code for a protein of 278 amino acids. The record is from RefSeq and is a predicted model, not a curated record.
CCGCGCAAAAUCGGAACUCGGACGCCUACCGCCUCCGGGCCGGUUUCCUGGUACCCGCUCUCAGCACCGGCCGCUGGGCGGUCUGUGUCUGGUUAGCUAGAGCGUCGUUCGCACCUCUCGGGAGAUUUUCUCUCCGCCUCCGCUCAUUCUCCCCAGUGUUCCCUCUUUGGGGAAGCCGGCUGGGCCGCAGGGGCCCCCAGCUGGCGCGUCCCUGGAGCACCAUCGAGAUGUGGUCCUCCGGCAGCCCAGCUCAGCCGGGCGGCGUGGGUCUGCGGCUACGUCACAUUCUGUCGCCCGGGGCGGGGUGAGUAGUGCCGGCUUCUGAGGGGAGCUCGGCGGAGUCUGACUAAUUCUGAGAGACGAGCAGCUUGACUUGGUGUGAUCAAGAUUAGCACGUAGAGCCCCGAAAGGUAGUGUGGGCUGCCUGGUUCUGCCUGAGCUGCCCUCGGAGGGCAGCUGUUGAGUCCAGACUGCAGCCAUCGCGCCUUGAACUGAGAAGAGGCUGGGAUAGGGGAACACGGCUUCACUACGGGCCUGAGGUGGGAGAACAGAGUUGAGGACAGCUGUGGGUCACCAGCAUAGCUAGCAGACAGGCUUGCGGGAACGACCCCGGCUCCUCAGCUCCGAGCUGACGCAGCUACACCCGCCGGCAGCGCGUUAAGAUGGCAGGCCAUGCCACUAUGCCCAGCCCCAUGCAGACCCUUCAGGAAGAAGCGGUGUGUGCCAUCUGCCUGGACUACUUCAAGGAUCCCGUGUCUAUCGGCUGCGGGCAUAACUUCUGUCGAGGGUGUGUGACCCAGCUGUGGGGCAAGGAAGAUGACGACAGGGCCGAAGAGGAGGAAUGGGAGGAGGAAGAAGACGACGAGGCCGUGGGAGCCAUCGGUGGAUGGGACAACUCCAUUCGAGAGGUUUUGUACCAGGGGGAUACUGACGAAGAGUUGUUCCAGGACCAAGAGGAUGAUGAAUCCUGGGUCGGUGAUGGUGGCGUGAGGAAUUGGGACAUAGACCAUGUGUGGGACCAAGAGGAAGAAGAGGACGAUCAGAACUAUUACCUGGGAGGCUUCAGACAUGAACUGAGAAUUGACGUCUACCCUGAAGAAUACGAAGACGAUGUCGAAGAGCUGUAUCCUGACGCUCACCUGCCUCGUACCCGGACCCCUCCACGGCAGUUUACUUGCCCGCAGUGCCGAAAGAGCUUUACACGUCGGAGCUUUCGUCCCAAUUUGCAGCUGGCCAACAUGGUCCAAAUAAUUAGCCAGAUGUGCCCCAUUCCUUAUCGAGGGAGCCGUGGGAACGAUCAGGGAAUCUGCUUCAAACACCAGGAAGCCUUGAAACUCUACUGUGAGGUGGACAAAGAGGCCAUCUGUGUGGUGUGCCGAGAAUCCCGGAGCCACAAACAGCACAGCGUGGUGCCAAUGGAAGAGGCUGUGCAGGAAUACAAGGAGAAACUUGUGAAACCCUGCAUUCCGAGUGCUGCCACAACUUUGAGGGGGAAUUGAGAAUUCCAGAAUUUCUUCAUCUGCUGCAAUAUUAACUUUGAAUUGAUGACUGAGCAUCUCAGACUUCGGGUUUUAAGAGACAUCAGCUCAUCAUUCUUUGCUAUCAGUUGAGAUGAAUCUACUGACAAAACUGGGCUUUGCUUAAAUUAAAAAAAAAGCUUUAAAAACUCUGAAUGUGCUAUUUUCACAAGCCUAGAAUUUGACCACUAAAGACUAUAUACUUGAAGCUGUAUCCUAUGAACUGAGUUGGGGGAAAAAAAUUGCAGGAGUGUUGAAAUUACAGGAGUAUAUUUGUUGGUGCUACAGCAAUACCAUGUUUUUAGAUAUGGGUUUUUGGCAAAAAUUGGCAUUCAAGAUGUACCACAGCAAGCACCACCAAACAUAAACGCCCAUGGAUCUGCCCAUAAUCUACUGGAAAGCUUCAGCCUUACCGUUAUCAUAGGCCAUUUAUACUUGAUCCCAGUUUACCUCGGUUUUUUGAAGAUGUGGAUGUCCUUCAAGAGUGUUUUGUGUUACAUACUGAGGUUCCUUAGUUGUCAAAGAUCUGUAUUCAGCUGCACUUAGAAACAGAACAACAAUGAUUUUGGAACACCAACAAAAAACAAAACCAGCAAAAACAACAACAAAAUUUAAUUUCAAAAAUUAAAACUUUCAGCAGAAUAUAACACAUUGAAACUUAUAAAACUGACCCUGAAAUGUCAAGGGGCAAAAAACACCAACAUCACUGCUUGCUAUUAAAUGCUUUAAGCAAAACUUGCCAAAAAUCCAGCUACCGAUAGCAAAUUCAUGCUUGAAAUGUCUCAUUUUCUUGGCUGACCUUUCAAAAACUAGACUCAUGAGUGUUAUUUUAAGAAAAAAGUUGAAGUAACCGCAACUAUUUUGGAUGCUGUGUUCUUGACCUUAUUAAAACCUACUUGUAGCUUUGGGGAAUAAUGUGUUUCACACAUAUUCAGUCUUCACUAGGAGAUGUUCAAUCUGCACUAGGAGAACUUCAAUAGAAGUUUGUGUAACUCACAGUCUGUUUUGACUGGAAACGUUCAGAUAAAUACUCUAGAGAAAUUUGGAUGUAAAACGUCUAAACAGAUAGAAGGCUUUAUUACAUUCAUUUUUCCACUUUCUCCUUACAUCUUAAAAGCGUUCCCCCCUCCCCUUUUUUUUGCAAUGUGGAGAAAACAGUACAAGUGUUGUAAAAGCAGCUUGUGUUUUGUUGCAUCUUCUACACCACCCCGGAAAGAAAAGUUAAGGCUUAAAAAUGACAUUAUUAUCACAUCAUUUGAAUAAACUUUUCCUUCAAAAUUACUAUGCU